Patiria miniata (bat star) is the source of this 1544-nucleotide messenger RNA. RefSeq lists its product as uncharacterized. The record is from RefSeq and is a predicted model, not a curated record. The transcript has 2 exons. The coding region runs from base 343 to 1263 and encodes 306 amino acids. Lineage: Eukaryota; Metazoa; Echinodermata; Asteroidea; Valvatida; Asterinidae.
AUAAUUGCAUGCCGAGGUUUUUAUGUAUCGGUGAAAACAAGGUUAUCUGGGAAAAUGGAGCCUGACCAAUAAGCCUAUAAUUAUUCACAGUAAGUGGAGGAAGAAACUAACAGAGUUAGCUAGGCUGUUAUAUGCUUGCUUUCCUGAGAUGAUUCACUUUGCAUUGAGAGUGAUUUAUGAUGUCUACGAGUAUGAGCCGAAUGCCCAGCCUUCGACUUUACAUAGGGCCUACAUGUAUUCACAAAACAGUGUCAUUGGAUAUGAUAUUGCGUGUUUAAUUGUUAAAAAAAACCGCACAGCGUCGGGUUGGCACAACAAAGUGAGGCAAUACCGGUGGUCAUUAUGAGGACCAGAUUUCUUUGGAGUCGAGUGCGCUGGAUUGGGCUGACGUUGAUUUUCAUCUUGGGAACGCUUUCUUUUGGUUUGCAUGCAGUCAUACAGCAGAUCGGAUCAGACACCGCUGUUGCCACUAAAAUAGCAAAAAAACAUAAUCUCGACGAAAUGGACAGCCGCAUUCCCGUCUCAUCGUCGCGUGACGGAAGACGCAAAUUUUCCCAGAGUGCGCCCUCAUCUGGCCGUUUCGUGACAUCACACGCACCCGCGGCCGCCAACAACUCCACAGAAGGUCCCCGAAACGCCUCGACAUUAGCCUAUGAGUUUGUCGUGGCUCACUAUAACGAGAAACUCGAUUGGCUGAAACCCAUCGCCAACCGCAGUCACGUGUACCACAAGGGGAAAGACAAGAGACCGCCUUUUGAUGUCUACAAGUGGGAGGAGUUACCAAACGUGGGGAGAGAACCCCAUACGUUCUUGUACCAUAUAAUCGCAAACUAUGACAACUUAGCGGAUCUUACUGUGUUCCUACAUGGGCACGGGACUUACGUCGACAAAGGCUACUGUUUUCCCAAACCCACAUACUUCCUAACCAACGCCAAGAAUAAUUUGUUCUGUAUAGAAAAGCCUCCCAUUCGCACUUGGGGCAGGCUGAAUCACUUCGGCAAGUGGCUCUCGGCCCUUCGGAAGGGCAAGAUGCGCAAAGCUCGCUUCACCUUGGGCGAGUUCUACGAGGCCGUGUUCGGUGCCAAGCAUCCCGAAACGGCGCCCAAGUGUCUGGCAGGCUGCUUUUCGGCUACCAGGGAAAUGAUCCGGCAGCACCCGGUCAGUUUGUACCAAAGGGCCAUUUUUUUCGUUGAUAACCACUCCAAUCCUGAAGAGAGCCACUACAUGGAGAGACUUUGGGCAUCAAUAAUAUAUCUGAUCUAGCAAGAUUGGUUAUAAUCUUCAAUUAAGGUAAAGAGAACUAAAGAUGCAUGGACUGACUUGCAACCUCUCAACUAAGUAAAAUGUACUGGCAAGGUUGAGUUGGGGCUUGACUUUUGGCCACACAGUACAGCAUGGCCUUUUUGAGAUGUGGUGGACACAAGUUGAGGGCGCUGUUCAGUUUGGGUAAAUUGGGGUAAAUACAAGAGUUUUAGGAAAGAUUUCCAUAUACGAAGUUCACUAAUUUUCCUCUGUAUUGACUAACAAGCCCCCAGAUAGCAAUU